Photinus pyralis (common eastern firefly) is the source of this 941-nucleotide messenger RNA. It is a transcript of the gene Tsen2, whose product is annotated as tRNA-splicing endonuclease subunit Sen2. The transcript has 3 exons. Lineage: Eukaryota; Metazoa; Arthropoda; Insecta; Coleoptera; Lampyridae. Bases 30 to 902 code for a protein of 290 amino acids. Gene Ontology annotation, molecular function: nucleic acid binding; tRNA-intron lyase activity. Gene Ontology annotation, cellular component: tRNA-intron endonuclease complex. The record is from RefSeq and is a predicted model, not a curated record. Gene Ontology annotation, biological process: tRNA splicing, via endonucleolytic cleavage and ligation; tRNA-type intron splice site recognition and cleavage.
GGCAAUUGUUGAAGCGCGCGAAGUUUGAAAUGGAAUUAAAAAGGCCCCGUUCGAAAAAGUCUUACCAUCAAUCCUCUUCUUUCAAGGGGUUGUUAAACGGACAAAGAUACUCGGGCCACUAUGACAAUUUCUCGGUUAUUGUUACUGAAGGAAUUCAAGAGUUACAUACGAAAGGGUGCUUCGGAAAGGGAAAUUUCUCGAGAGGGUACCCAUCAUUCGGCACAGCCGAUCGACCUCAAAUAAUACGUAAACGGGUAUUUGAGCAGAGAAAUCAAGUUAAAUCUACACGCACACGGAAGGUAAUUGUAACUCCAGACAGCGACAACGAGAGCGAAUACUUCACAAACUUACAACCCCAGUACUUCAUCGACUCAAGUGCGCUUACCGAAACAUUGCACUUAACUCUAGAAGAGGCAUACUUUCUUAGUCACUCACUUAAUUGCUUAGACGUGUACCAUAAUCGUAAGCUACUUGAACCGCAAGAAUUAUGGAGCUUAUUCGUAGAGAACGAUAAAUAUUUUGUUCAAAAUUACGCAGUCUACCUCCACUUUCGCUCGAAAAAUUGGGUGGUAAAGUCUGGAAUUAAAUUCGGCGGCGACUAUUUGCUAUAUAAAGAAGGUCCGGCCUUUUAUCAUGCAUCGUAUUUGGUCAUCAUCGAUGUCUUAGACGCGAACUCACGAGAACGAAAAUUGGAAAGCUGUCGAAGAUCAAUGGAUAUAGUUACAUUAAGUGGCUUGAAUCGUCUUUGUGAAACCGUAGGAAAGGAGUUACUCAUCUGCCAGGUUCUUUGGCCAUCGGAUAUGAAAGAGGUCUACCACUCCGAUUUGCAAAAGUUACAAAUUAGUGAAGUGCUGAUGCGACGAUGGGUUCCUUCAGAAAAUCGUGAUCUAUUAGAAUACUAAAUUUAUUGUCUUGUUUACAUAGAAACAGGAAGUUUCGCA